This is a messenger RNA of Hippocampus zosterae (dwarf seahorse), 1108 nucleotides long. Its product is annotated as homeobox protein Nkx-3.1-like. Gene Ontology annotation, molecular function: RNA polymerase II cis-regulatory region sequence-specific DNA binding; DNA-binding transcription factor activity, RNA polymerase II-specific. Gene Ontology annotation, cellular component: nucleus. The coding region runs from base 93 to 635 and encodes 180 amino acids. The transcript is spliced from 2 exons. The record is from RefSeq and is a predicted model, not a curated record. Gene Ontology annotation, biological process: cell differentiation; regulation of transcription by RNA polymerase II. NCBI's taxonomy places the organism in Eukaryota, Metazoa, Chordata, Actinopteri, Syngnathiformes, Syngnathidae.
CGUAUGCGUGCGCACGCGUGAAGAGAACGCAGCACUUGAGCACCCUUAGACACUAAGAGGCCUCUCUCACAAGUGGACCUGCGGAUGGGAACAUGUCUGAUCCGGUCAAACCUCGGACGUCUUUCCUCAUCGAGGACAUUCUCUCCCUGAAAGACAACGCGGCCUUUGUGGGGAAAUGCUGCACCCAGUCAAGGGAAGAAUGGCAAGAAGACGCCAAAACGUUGUCAGAGUCCACAUUGGUGGACCACACGGCAUCUCUGGACAUAUCCUGUCCCGGCACGUCCGAGCCGGAUGGCUUCGCGUCCACGGAAAAACCCAAACGCUCUCGAGCGGCGUUCACGCACCUCCAAGUGCUGGAGCUGGAGAAGAAGUUCAACCAUCAGAAGUACCUGUCGGCCCCCGAGAGAGCCCACCUGGCGGGCAUGUUAAGACUGACCGAGACCCAGGUGAAGAUCUGGUUUCAGAACCGCAGGUACAAAACCAAAAGGAAGCAGCAGGCGUCGGAGUUCCCCAAGGACACGUACAAUGCGGACAAACUGGACCCAAUCGUGUUUUUCAGCUCUUUCUGUCGGGCGUACCAGUAUCGACCGUACUUGUGGGACUACGGCGGGGCCUGGAGGCCGGCGUUGUGGUGAAAAACUGGAACCAAAUAAAAUGCUUAUUGACUCUCCCUAUGUGGCUUUUGAGUGCUGUUACCACAAUAGUCUGUAUUGGUUCCUAUUUUGAAGAAAAAACUGUUUGCAUAAUGAUCUAUGGCCAAUCCUAAAAAAAAAAAAAAAAAAAAAAAAAAAUCAAAAUACUCUCAAUGGUCUCAACAGUUAUUAACGGGAAUAUUUCCGAGUUGCUUUCAUGAUGGAAAAAAUUCAUAGCUUUGGAAAUUUUAAUGAAAUGCUCCCCCCCACACCGCCAUUCUAACGGCUCCGUGAGCACCAGGUAGCCACCCCCCAGGACCAAAUGAGUAGCCCACGGGCCUGUUUUAAAAAUAGCUCUCUAAUUAUCGGGCAUUCUGAUUUCCGAGGAAUGUUGUCAAAGUGAAAAUUUGAAUGUUAUUUCCGUUUGAAAAUGUCAACGCUGUCAGUGAUUUGGAACAAUAAACUGUUACAAUUUG